Molecule: messenger RNA, 1083 nt
Organism: Cornus florida
Lineage: Eukaryota; Viridiplantae; Streptophyta; Magnoliopsida; Cornales; Cornaceae
Product: chlorophyll a-b binding protein CP24 10A, chloroplastic-like
Exons: 2
Coding region: 131-904 (257 amino acids)
Biological process (GO): response to light stimulus; photosynthesis, light harvesting in photosystem I
Cellular component (GO): membrane
Source: RefSeq, a predicted model, not a curated record
AGUCUUUUCCUCUGGAUUUAACUCUCCCACAAUCACUUCCCACAUAAAGGAGAAACUCAAGCUUCAUCUAUACACUCAUCAAUAUAUAUUAUACUAUAUAGAGAGAGAAAGAGAGGGAGAGGAGAGAGAGAUGGCUGCAACAUCAGCUGCAGUGCUAAAUGGAUUGGGCUCUCCCUUCUUGUCUGGUGGGAAGAAGCUUCAGGCAUUGUUAUCUGCACCAAUUGGAGCCAGAGGAGGAGUUGUUCCUGCUCCUAGGAGGUUGGUUGUGGUAGCUGCUGCUGCUGCUAAGAAGUCUUGGAUCCCUGGUGUUAAAGCUGGUGGCAACCUCGUCGACCCCGAUUGGCUAGACGGCUCGCUUCCAGGUGACUAUGGGUUCGACCCACUAGGUUUGGGCAAGGACCCUGCGUUCUUGAAGUGGUACAGGGAAGCUGAACUGAUCCACGGCCGAUGGGCAAUGGCUGCCGUUGUUGGCAUCUUUGUCGGCCAAGCCUGGAGUGGUAUUCCAUGGUUUGAAGCCGGUGCAGAUCCAGGUGCCAUUGCACCCUUCUCCUUUGGCACCCUCCUUGGCACCCAACUCCUCCUCAUGGGAUGGGUUGAGAGCAAAAGAUGGGUUGAUUUCUUCAAUCCUGAAUCCCAGUCCGUCGAGUGGGCAACACCGUGGUCUAAAACCGCUGAGAACUUUGCCAACGCUACCGGCGAACAAGGCUACCCUGGUGGCAAAUUCUUUGACCCAUUGAGCCUUGCCGGCACAAUCCAGAACGGUGUGUACAUCCCGGACACUGAGAAGCUUGAAAGACUGAAGCUGGCCGAGAUUAAACAUGCAAGACUUGCUAUGGUGGCCAUGCUAAUUUUCUACUUCGAGGCUGGGCAAGGGAAGACACCACUCGGAGCUCUUGGUUUGUGAAAUGGUCUGGUUCAAGUGUGAAUGUAAAAAAUAACUGCAUUAGAGAUAAUAAACUCAAGAAGCUGAAUUUACCUUCGCAAGCUCCGAGUUCCCCCCUUAAAAUUCAAUUUUUUUUUGCUUCCAUUCUCCUUGUAAUAUUAUGAAUUCUACUAGCUAAUAGUGACCCAUUUUCUAAUCAA